Molecule: messenger RNA, 729 nt
Organism: Teleopsis dalmanni
Lineage: Eukaryota; Metazoa; Arthropoda; Insecta; Diptera; Diopsidae
Exons: 2
Coding region: 1-729 (242 amino acids)
Molecular function (GO): nucleic acid binding
Source: RefSeq, a predicted model, not a curated record
AUGGCAAGGUCAGUAGUACAACAUUGUGUACGUUGUACUAAAGUAAGACCACGAUUUUAUGAACAACUGAUGGACUCAAUUCAAACAAGCAAGGCACAAGAGAAGAUAAUUAACGAAUGUAAUGAAAGAGGAAUAACAUUUAAAUUUAUACCUCCUCGUGCACCGCACUUCGGUGGACUGUGGGAAGCAGCAGUCAAAUCAGCAAAACACUUAUUGAUACGAAGUACUAAGACGACUUCACUAACAUAUGAGGAACUAGAGACUGUGGUAUUAGAAGUCGAAGCAAUACUGAACUCUCGACCAUUGACACCUAUGUCGAGUAAUCCGAAUGACUUGUCAGCACUAACACCUGGUCAUUUCUUAAUUGGAGAACCACUCACAGCAAUGGCAGAUGCAAAGGCCCAAUCAGGAAAUAUAAAUCUGGUGACAAAGUGGAAAUUAGUUUCUCGCCUCAAAUUGGACUUUUGGGAACGUUGGAAAACCGAGUACCUCACUGAACUACAAUGUCGACACAAAUGGAAAGCAGCCAAUCUAAAUAUAAAAGAAGGUACCCUUGUAAUCAUCAAGGAAGACAAUGUUCCUACAUUAAAAUGGCCGCUUGGACGUAUUUCAAAGGUAUAUAAGGGAGAUGACGGUCUUGUUCACGUGGUCGAUGUUAGAAUGGCAUCAGGAACUCUAAGACAAGACAAGAUUUUUGACAAGACUAGCGCCUCUGUUGCCAGCCGAUGA